GGUUCUUACAAUACAUUGUGCAGAUUUGAAUGUAUCGACGUCGGUUGGGGUUAUUCGCGGUGUUGAAGCGACAAUUAACAUUGAAGGAAUUAGAUAUUCAUUUAAAAAGUACCUUGGUAUUCCGUUUGCUAAACCACCAGUCGGAGAUUUACGAUGGAAAAAACCGGUUUCAUACGGAAAUCUGGGCGCGACAACAUACGAAGCAGUUGCUUACAAGAACAUUUGUCCACAAAUUCAUCUACCGGGCGAAGAACAAGUAGGGGUAGAGGACGAAGAUUGUCUAUACCUUAACAUCUGGGUUCCGGACAAGACCCCCGCUCCCGACAAGGCACAUGCAGUCAUGGUCUUUAUAUAUGGAGGUGCUUUCAUUUGAGGCUCUGCAGACACGUAUAACGGAGAGGAACUCGUCAAUUAUGGUAACGUCAUCUUAGUAACGUUGAAUUAUAGAGUCGGGCCACUUGGAUUCCUGAGCACCAUGGAUGAGAACUGCCCGGGUAAUUUUGGAUUCUGGGAUCAGCGACUUGCACUAGAAUGGGUAAAUAAUAACAUAGGAUAUUUUGGAGGAGACUCGGGGCGAAUCACGAUUUUCGGGGAAUCUGCAGGGGCUAUAGGUGUUGCUCUUCAAUCCAUGUACCCGAGUGAUAGUGGAAAGAUAUUCCAAAGGGCAAUAUGUGAGAGCGGGGUUGGGUCUGUGAGUUUCAUUAACUAUACACGCGAUACAACGUACAUGGUGAAUGCUAUAGCAGAGAGGGUUAAUUGUAUGGAAAAAAGUUAUGCAGAAAUUAUAACAUGUCUAAGAAAGGUAUCAUGGAAUAAACUGAUGGCUGUUGUGAUGGAUCUAAAUGAAAAUGUAACACGACUUGAAUAUAUUAACUUUGAUCCUGUUCUUGACAACGAUUUCAUAAAAUAUGAUCCGAAAGAGUUAAAAAAACUUUCGGCAGACAGAAACAUCGAGGAAUUAGAAUUUUUCCGACGCAUUGAUUUUAUGAACGGCUUUAAUCAGUACGAAGGUGGGGUAUCCAUGCAAUACUUCACUGGGGGAGAUAUGGAAGCCUUCCAGCCUACAUUUUCCGAUUUUGUUGAACUGAUUCCUUACGCAACUUUCGUGAUUGGUGAGAUUCCGAUCGAGGUAAUUCCGCUAAUUGCUCAUGAAUACACAGACUGGACGGAUCCGUAUAAUUACGAAAAUAUACGACGUCAGUACGCACAUCUUCACGGUGAUAUACAGUUUGGUUUUCCAGCCGUGGAAACUUCGUUACUUCACGCAGGAAGUUCCAGUCAGGACGGAAGAUCCUUCAUGUUCCAUUUCCUCCCUUCUCCAACCAACCGGCUUCCGACAACUCCCACCUGGCUGCCGGGAGCUGACCAUGGUGAUGAGUUGGCCUUCGUUUUUGGGCUGCAGUCUGAUGCUGGGAUCAAACAGUGGGAAUUAGACCUGUCCCGUAAAAUGAUGAAAUACUGGUCAAACUUUGCAAAGACUGGAAAUCCAAACGCCGAAGGCCAGGAUCUUCUAUUCUGGCCGGAGUACACACAUUCAAAACAAGAAUGCAUGUCCUUUGACAAGACCAUGGACAAUGACUCGGUGGAACAACACUUUUAUGCAGAGAAGCUGGAGUUCUGGACAAAUGUGUUUCCAACUACCAUAAAAGCGCUAGAAGGUGACCGAACUUGUCCUCCCAUCGAUGGUCCAGUUAACGGUGUUGGAAGGUCUGUGACCAGAACAGGACACGCGAUGUUUGUUCUUAUCUUGUUGUUUGCUUAUGUUCUGUAUUAGAAUCUAACCCGUCUCUCAGAUGCUGUGAAGACGAUCGAGUAUAUAUAUAUUAAAUAUUUGUAGUUAUU
Molecule: messenger RNA, 1842 nt
Organism: Mya arenaria
Lineage: Eukaryota; Metazoa; Mollusca; Bivalvia; Myida; Myidae
Product: bile salt-activated lipase-like
Exons: 2
Coding region: 476-1774 (432 amino acids)
Biological process (GO): postsynaptic membrane assembly; chemical synaptic transmission; neuron cell-cell adhesion
Cellular component (GO): cell surface; synapse
Molecular function (GO): signaling receptor activity; neurexin family protein binding
Source: RefSeq, a predicted model, not a curated record